Lates calcarifer (barramundi perch) is the source of this 1782-nucleotide messenger RNA. RefSeq names its product exosome component 1 (gene exosc1). Gene Ontology annotation, molecular function: RNA binding. The transcript is spliced from 8 exons. Bases 88 to 672 code for a protein of 194 amino acids. Gene Ontology annotation, biological process: RNA processing. Gene Ontology annotation, cellular component: nuclear exosome (RNase complex); cytoplasm. The record is from RefSeq and is a predicted model, not a curated record. Lineage: Eukaryota; Metazoa; Chordata; Actinopteri; Centropomidae.
UUCCUCUCAGUGUGAGAUCGACCAAUCAGAAUCGACUCGAGCCCUACGUCACAGCCAAUCGGCUUUCAAUCUGCUCUUCUCGAAAACAUGUCGCCCAUGAAGCUGUGUGUUCCAGGUGACAAACUAUGCAGUGUAGAAGACUGUAUUCCAGGCACGGGAGUAUAUCUGCGGCACGGCUACAUAUACUCCUCACUAGCGGGUUACGUGCUCAGGAAAAACGAGGGAGAGGAGUUACCCGUGAUCUCAGUGGUGAGAGAAACAGAAACACAACUACUGCCAGAUGUAGGAGCAAUAGUCACCUGUAAGGUGACCAGCAUCAAUCCCAGGUUUGCUAAGGUCCACAUCCUUUACGUAGGCUCCACACCGCUGAAGGACCGCUUCAGAGGGACUAUCAGAAAAGAAGAUGUGCGAGCAACAGAGAAAGACAAGGUGGAAACAUACAAAAGCUUCAGACCUGGUGACAUCGUCUUGGCAAAAGUGAUUUCUCUUGGUGACGUUCAGUCUAACUACCUGCUGACAACGGCAGAGAAUGAGCUGGGAGUUGUGGUGGCACACAGUGAAGCAGGUGCCCAGAUGGUUCCUAUCAGCUGGUGUGAGAUGCAGUGCCCACGGACGCACACCAAAGAGUUCCGCAAAGUGGCGCGAGUGCAGCCGGAAUAUCUACAGGCAUGAGAGCCCCAAACCCUUUUCCCUCCACAAGGAACACACAGCUUCCCCUUCCUCCUUCACUCACUGUCAUCAAGUAGCCUCUUAAUUCUGUUUCAGAGGUUUUCUGAGAGACUUGAGCGACUUGUUAAGAUUUGUUGGCUACUGCUGGUUUCAUGUCUUUCUUGAGUGUUUUUUAAAAAUAGCUUUCCCUUUGCACAUUGUGUCAUCAUUUGAUUGUGCCAGCUUGAAAACACUGUAGCAGCGUCAGACCAAACUGCUAAACUGUCAGGACAUAUUCUAACCAAUGUAGUGACUGUUGUUAAGACAUUUUAACUAAUUCAAGGGUGGUACACUGCAGCUAACAAAUUCUCUAAGAGGUCAUUAUGUUGAGAAACUAAAAGCAUCAAAAUUUUGCACUUAGAGAUGAAAGGGCUCUUUCACAGCUGCAGGAUUCACUCAGUUUUGCAAAGUUAUUGUGGCAAAAUUUAGAUCAACAGGUCUCUUCAAGGAUGAUGCAUGUUUCUGGGUGUAUAGAUCUAAGACUUGGUUAAACAGAUUACAUCUCAUGUAAAGAUAAAAAUGAACACUGCAUUUUGUACCCAGAGAGAUGAUUUAAAUGGGUAGUGGCUGCAUUUGGUCUGAAAUGAGGAUCUGACCAAAAAAGCUGCAUAGUGAGUGCUGCACUUUUUUGUUCUUGCACGAUUUGUGGCUGACUUUUUUUUUUUUUUAUCUUAUCCAUUAAAGUGUCAGAACAUUAGUUUGAAGACAUUUUACUCUCCUGAGGCUCAUUUCUUCUUACACCUUUUCAUCUUAUCCAGUUUCAAGUAAACUGGUGGACAGAUGUUGUCCAAACAGCGGUUAAAAAGGGACGAGUGUGAUUGAGAGAGCCGAACGUUCAAUCAGACAACACAGCUACCAUGCACGGAAUAUUGAAGUACAGCAUAUGAUAGUCAAAUAUUUCUCUUCUGUUUUCCAGCACAUAAUCAAAACUACACAAUUAUGAGCCUAUAACAAGCAAGCAGAAAUGUUUCCAUUUUAUUUUUGAAGUAAAAUGUACUUUUACUUUCCUUAUUCUCUCUUCACUUUACAGCAUAUGUCAUGUGCAAGAUUGAAAUAAAAUGACUAUCAAAACAA